Messenger RNA from Teleopsis dalmanni, 535 nucleotides. RefSeq names its product WASH complex subunit 2-like. NCBI's taxonomy places the organism in Eukaryota, Metazoa, Arthropoda, Insecta, Diptera, Diopsidae. The coding region runs from base 134 to 445 and encodes 103 amino acids. The transcript is spliced from 3 exons. The record is from RefSeq and is a predicted model, not a curated record.
GUUGUUUAAGCGGAGCUACGAGGAGAAGCAACAACUUUAUUCCUUCCGAAAAAAGUGCAAAAAUUGUUAAAUAAAUAUUUAAUAAUAAUUAACAUUUAAAUUUAUUUGUCAAAAAUUAAAGAUAGUGAAAAUAAUGAAUAGUGCAUUUAAAGCUGAAGAUAUCACUUUAAACGCACACCAAUGGACGUUUGAAGGAGAUUGUAAGUUACUGGAAUGGAUGAAGCAAAUAACGGAGAACUUAGAAAGUAGAACAAACAAAACUACGGAAGCCUUUGAUAAACUUAAUGUAGAUGUUAAACGCGCCAAUAUUGCCUUAGAUAAUGCAGCGAAUAGUCUCACAGCAUUACAAUACACUCAGUUUGUGGAAAGUCGCUGUCAUGAUGAUGAUGAAACUAUCGCCAAUCAAGCAGAAGUUCCUAUUGAUUUGGUAAAAGUAUGUAUUUAAGAUGAUCACAUAUGUGAUCACAUACCAAACAAAGUUUUUUUCUCCGUUCUGUAACUGCUUGAACUGCACUACAACGAAGACUCUUCUGUA